Mytilus californianus (California mussel) is the source of this 2130-nucleotide messenger RNA. RefSeq lists its product as uncharacterized. The transcript has 2 exons. The record is from RefSeq and is a predicted model, not a curated record. Lineage: Eukaryota; Metazoa; Mollusca; Bivalvia; Mytilida; Mytilidae. Gene Ontology annotation, molecular function: zinc ion binding. The coding region runs from base 48 to 1712 and encodes 554 amino acids.
UAACUCCAUUGUGAUAGGCAACGACGAUCGACGACAGUAGAGUAAAUAUGGCUUCCAGUCAAAUGUGUGGACCAUGUACUAGGAUGGACAAAUCAGCUACUGUCGUACAAUUUUGCACUGAUUGUGAAGAUCCCUUAUGCUCUGAUUGUGUUACCACUCACAAAGCAAUCAAGGCUCUUGCUUUGCACCAUUUGAUUGAUGAAAAAGUUCAUGUCGACAAGGCUUUCAACAUCAAAAGAAUAUGCAGUGACCAUCCAGAAAUGAGUUUAGAGUUUUACUGCUCGAAUCAUGAAAGCUUAUGCUGUCGUACAUGCUCCGUGAAUAUCCAUCGCACAUGUGACAAAAUUUUACCGAUAGAUGUUGCUGCACGUGGAACAAAGUCAUCAGUAAUGAUGAACGAUGUAACAGCAGAUUUAAAGGAUUUAUUGAAAACUGCCGAGCAAUUAGUAGAAGACCGAGCGAAAAACAAGGAAAACAUUGGAAAAGCUAAAGCGACCACUCUACAAAAAAUAGUCAAAUUUAAACGUCAAUUAAUUCAAGAGUUAGAUGAACUAGAAAGGAAAUCAAUGACGGAAGUUGAUGUAACUGAGAAAACGCUUACCAAAAAGGCCGAAUCUGACCUUUCAGACGUUGAAAUCCGAAGAAAGACAAUCACAGAUAUGUCAAAGCAACUGGAAUUUCUUACAAAAAACGGUUCAGAAAGCCAAAUUUUGAUGCUGUUGAACACUAUAAGAGUAGAUGUUUCAAAGCAAGAAAAUGAAUUUCAAAAUUUAAUCCCGUCUUUCGAUUGCAGUAAUAUUAUCUUCAAGGCAUCAGGAAUAAAGUCCGUACUAAUUUCGCUCGGAUCGGUGGAAAUCCAAUCGGUUCCAUGUUCAAUUGCACACAAACCCUCGAAACAUGCACAAGCCCAGAUACCAACAGAGUAUGGGAAAAUGCUUACCAAAUUCAAACUCAAAAAUGAAUUUAAAGUACCUUAUUCUAACGGGAAUGUAGCUAGCAUUGUUGUAACGAAUGAUAAUAGGCUACUGUUAUGUUAUUUCGGAGACAAGAGUAAAGCAUUGUCGAAAUGGUCAGAGACGGGAGACCACAUUCAGGACUGUAAACUGGCUGCUCCUGCGUGGGGUAUAGCUAACAUUCCAGGAUCAAAUGUAGCGGUUGUUACAUUACCACUAAUUAAAUCGGUUCAGUUUGUUAACAUGACCAGUAUGGUACCAGGCAAAGCAAUGAAAGUUCCCGACGAAUGCCAUGGAGUAACGGUUAUUAAGGACAUGAUAGUAUUUGGUGGGAAGGGCAAAUGUUAUUUCCUCAGUAUGACAGGAAGUCUCAUGAAAACAUUUAAUGUCGGUAGUGGUUUCUUGUAUUCACUGAAGACAGGUAACAUGGAUAUGAUAUAUUGCUGUGAUACAAGUUAUGAUACACUCUAUUGCAUUGAUAUCAAUGGAACUGUAAUCUUCUCGUAUAAAUCUCCUGAUUUCAAAGGACCAAUAGACAUGGCAUUGGAUGGUAAAGAGAAUCUGUAUGUGGCAACCUGGAAAACUGACAAAUUACAUCGUCUGUCAAAAGAUGGGAAGCUUAUUAAUAUCCUUCUCAAGAAUGAAGAUGGACUAAAUAAUCCGUUUGCAGUUGCUUUCAACAAGAAUUAUACCAAAUUGUACAUAGCAGACGGACGAUUAUGCGAAAAUAAAAAUGUAUUGAUUUUUGAUUGUGCUUAAAACUGCAUGCAACUCUAAAACUUACAAAACUAGAUUCACCUGAUAACUUGUAAAAUUAUAUGCAUAAAAUUGAAACCCUGUCCUGUCCAUUAAAACGAAUUUUGAUUUGGGUAUGAAUGCUCUGUUCUCCUGUUUGAAGAAUUAAUGUUGAUUCAAAGAAAAUUACAAGAACACUAUAUUGUACAAAGAACUCAUUUUAUUUUAUGAUAUUACCACAAAGCCAGUGAUUAAUGCAUUGAUGUAAAGAAAUUAUACAUAAGAGGUGAAUAUCAAUUUACUGUUUCUUGGCAAUGUUGUUUUACAAUGGUGGGCUAUCUCUGAAGUAUAAAAAUGUAUUAUUUGUCAAUUAUGUGUCUGGUGAAGAAAAAUUAAUUGUUUUAAUCAAAGUUGUACAAAUUCUCUUUCAAUGUUGACAAAA